GUGUCUUGUCUUGUGCGUAUAGCUGGAACAUGAGGACAAGAAGCUGUUUUAUACAGAGCUACUGGGACAACAAACUAAGCUUUUGACGAAAAGACAUCGUGAGAUGGACAGUAGUAGGAGGGGACGACCAUGGGGGAAGCUUGUCAAAGUGGACUCCAGUGAAACUGUUCUGCUUUUUAACAGGGAAUGCACAGUUGGCAGAAAAAAAGGAUGUUACCUGUCAUUUCCGGCCAGCAAACUGGUCUCAGGGGAGCACUGCAAGAUUGUGCAAGAUGAAAGCUCAGGGCUGGUGUGGCUUGAAGACAUGAGCACUAAUGGCACGGUGAUCAACACGUCCAAACUGGUCAAAAAGCAAACUCACAUGCUGCAGAAUGGUGAUGUCAUCUACUUUGUAUAUAGGAAAAGUGAGCCUGAACAGAACAUCGCCUAUGUUUACCACUCAAUCAAAACAGAGCAGGCUGUUUCACAACAUAGUUAUGACAUGGACAAACCAGCCUGCAGUCCUGCUCCUGUUCCAGCUUCAGAGAUGUCACUCUCUGUAGAGCCUGUAAUGCUCACAAAGGCUCCAACUCAGGAGGAACCUCAGCCCUCCACCUCCGCUUCCCACUUCUGUAUUGAGAGCCCUCUCACUUCUGGUCCCAUGGCAACAACAGCCUCUCCUGCCUCUGGCCAAGCUAAAGAAGACAUGGAUAACAUGGAGCCAGAAAGCAAGCGGAGGAAAAAAGACAAUGAUAAAGAUUUUGAGUCAAGCUUGCCACACACAUCCAGUACAGAGGUCGUUGGUUCAGCUAAGGGAAGUCUUGGGAGUCUUUUGUCUAAACCUCCAGUGGAAGGGACUAAAACAGACAAAAUGGAGGAGACUCUGACAUGCGUCAUUUGCCAGGACCUACUGCAUGACUGUGUUGGCUUGCAGCCUUGCAUGCAUGUCUUCUGUGCUGCUUGCUACUCAGGCUGGAUGGAGCGUUCUUCGCUUUGCCCCACCUGUCGCUGCCCUGUGGAGAGGAUUCAUAAAAACCACAUCCUCAACAACCUGGUUGAGGCUUACCUCAUCCAGCACCCAGAAAAGUGUCGCAGCGAGGAAGAUCUGAAGAGCAUGGACAGCCGUAACAAGAUAACUCAGGACAUGUUGCAGCCAAAAGUUGAGCGCUCUUUCUCUGAUGAGGAGGGCAGUUCAGAUUACCUCUUUGAGUUCUCUGACAAUGACAGUGACUCCUCAGACUUCAGUCAGCCUCUAGUGAUGUGCCGACAGUGUCCUGGCUACAGGAGGGAGGUCAGUCAGGUGCUGUUUGCUACAGGUUCAAAUUACUGGUUCCCUGGUCUGCCAGCUCCACCGCCUGUACCUGCUCCACCCAAAGCAGCAACUGAGGAGGGGUCUGCCAAGCCCACAGGGGAGCAGCCUUCAACAUCCUCUGAUGUCCCCUCAGCUCCUCAGGAGUACCGCUGCCCCCCUCAGGGCUGCCAUCUCAUCUGCACCUGCUGUCUCCAGCCGAUGCCAGACAGACGGGCUGAGCAUAACAGCCAGCAGGUUAAUGCCCAACAAUGUGUACUGUGCCAGCGACCCUUCUGUCAUAUGUACUGGGGUUGCCAGAGGAUUGGCUGUCAAGGCUGUCUGGCUCAAUUCAGCGAGCUCAAUCUGACAGACAAAUGCUUGGAUGGAGUGCUAAACAACAAUAACUAUGAAUCAGAGAUCCUCCAGAACUACCUGUCCUCCAGAGGGAAGUCAUGGAGAGAUCUUCUCCAGGAGGCUCUGGAGGGUUUACAGCAUGGAAACUACUAUCUGACAGAUUGCCGCAUCUCUGCAAACACCAUCCUGUGCUUCUGCUGUGGCCUGCGAGGAUUCAAGGAGCUGGCCUACAAGUACAGACAGAACAUCCCUGUAACUGAGCUGCCAGCUGCUGUAACAUCUCGUCCCGACUGUUACUGGGGACGCAACUGUCGUACGCAGGUGAAGGCACAUCAUGCAAUGAAAUUCAACCACAUAUGUGAACAGACACGGUUCAAGAACUGAAGGAGCAGAACGGUGUGUGUGUCUUCACUGUCAAAUGGAGAUAACUGAGCAUCUCAUGCAUUGGAGCGACAUGGUCUUGUUAAGUUUUGUUGUGUCCAUUGUAGCUAACUGCCUUCAAUAUUAUGCAAUAACUUAAUGCAGAAAUUACAAUCAUUAUCCAUUUACAAUAGUGGCCAGUGUCUGUCUUGACACGGUGAAAUGAUUCUAUGCACAUUCAAAUUAAAGUUCAGAGUUUAGUAAAGUUUGAAGUUGUUAUGAGUUACAACCGGGGUGGGCUUUUAACACCAGCCACCAUUUUUAGCGUUGUCUGUGGCUCAUGCGAUUGUCUAAUUUACCUGAUAACCAACCGCCUUUUGACAAAUUGUAUUUGUUUGGGUGGUGAAAUAGUUAAAGGUGCUUCCUCCAGCCUGUGUGACAAAAAUGUUAUUUUUCCUCUCAGAUUAAGAGCGAUUGAGGCAAUCUGUAUGGAUUAAGGCCAUGUACUGUAUGUACUUACAAAUGUUGGUGCGCAUGUUUUAUAUUAUGUCCUCCAACCUUGGUUAUCGAGGCUAAAAGGACCUGAUGCAUAUUUUCUUUUUUUUUACUUGUUAUACGUUUUUAACAGUCUUAUGAAAUAUUGAGUUUAGAAUCCAGGGCUUCAAAUAACAUGAUGUUGAUGAAAACAUCUGUUACCAUUACAGUAAAAGUCAAGUGAUAAAUAAAAGUACUGUAAUAGUAAUACUCUAAUCCAAACUGUUAACUUUAAACAAAAUGAGUACUUGACUGUCUCACCCCGGAGGGUCUAUUCCUGUUUUGCCAAGGCUUUACUGUGUUCCCAGGCAAGGGCAAAAAGCCACGUCAAAGCCCCACGCACGAACUGGGGUAGAUUCAUAAUCCCAUGUGAUAUUUGUAUAGGAUUUCAUGUCUGUGGGAAGGGGAUCAAUGUGUUGUAAUGCUGUCAGAGGGUACAGGGGCCUCUGUUGUAUGCUUUGCUCUGGAUAAUCAUCUCCAAGGUGAUUAAAGUAGUGUAGAAGGGACACGUUCUCAGAGCCUUGUAGUAAGGGCUAAGCUGUGAGGAAAAGCACAGUCCAUGUAGACUCCACAGAGGAAAAAAUAGACGGCAUUACCAACAGCCAGUAACGGUUAAAUGUGCUGAAGCUGAAAGUGCUUGCAGAGUUUUGCAGCAUGAACUUGCAGAGCCAACAGUGAAGAGAAUCGUGCCAAUACAAACAACAGUAUGUUCUGUCAUUUAGGUUCUAAUUAUAUGUGUUACAAUUUACCUUGCUAGCAUUUUGAUAGCAUUGAAUUCAGAUUCUGUUAAGGUUUUGGAGAUAUUAGUUGAUCAGUGUGUGGAUCAGAUUUGGUUAGAUCAAAAUGUAGGUGAAAUAGUUUUUCUCUGGUUCCUCAGGUACACAAAGCUGCUGUCUUGCUGUUUUAAUUGCGGGUUAACCAUGUUUGGUGGUUAGAAAAGAUCUGCGUCAACAUGUAAACGCUGUCGCUGAACAGUCAUGUUGAAUCUGAUUAUGUCUCAUUUAUGACUAUCAUUACCCAAGUGUCAGUAUGUCCCCAUCAUGCAAACAUGCACAGCUAGUAUUGAUGUCAACUGUAAAAAUUUGACUUUUUUUUACUUAUUUAGUGAAAUAGGGACAUCCUGUAGUUUCAAGAGGCCUUUAACAUUCAAAUACAAGGAUGAAAUAAUAGUCUUGAAUUCCCUUGUUUGCUUUUUGUAGGGUCAUUGUUUGUGUAGAAUAGGGGGGAGUAGAAAAUGUUAAAAGCAGAGCCUGGCUUGCAUUAGUUCAUUUUGUAUAAUUUCACACAAACAUUAAUCCUGUUUUCAGUGUUUAUUUAGAUUGUUUGCUAGUUGUGUCUAUAUUGUACAAUUAUGAGGAUAUUUGCACAUAUUUGUUUCAUACAUAUUUAAAGGUUUCUUUACUGGCCUACCAGGUGAACCCAUGAUAUGAAGCCAACAUCCUAUAAAAGGGGUCUGUAUCCAGUAUAUGGGACGUCAAUACUCUGGCUCAUAAUAUCUGACUUUUAAUCAUAUGAAGGGUUUCAUUCCAAAAUAAGAUAUACAUCAAAAAGAAAAAUGCAAAUGUGAAAAAUAAACUUUUUUUGUAAAGGUUAUCCAAGAUAGUUUAAGUGCUGAAUUGAAGAAAAUUCUGUGCGUUUCUGGAAUAUACUAUCAAUGGCAUUAGCAGUAUGUGUUGUUUUGGAAUACGGCUCUUCAUAUUUUGUUUUGGUGGUUUGUGAAUGGGCACUUUCCUGGCCUGUGUCUGAGCUCCUUAGUUCAUCUGUGGCGUUAGCAAGGUGGUUUAGAUGAUUUUUUUUUUUUUUUUUGGCCCCCUAAGUCAUGGUGGGUCCACAUUGGCAUUCCUUAGCAGCUCAGGCCCUCAGCACAAGCCUAGUCGAUCCCCCCGACGGAGUGGCUGAGUUUUAAUUAUUCCCUACAGGAGAUCUGGGGACCCUAAGCCAACAACAGUCCCAAGCCGCUCCAAUCAGGAAUUGGUAUUAAAGAAGCUUUGGAGGAGUGCUUUGCAUUCUCCCUGGGGUGGGAUGUGCAGGCGUAUGUUGUAUAUUAAGGCAAAUAUUUACUCACCUUUUGUGCAAAAGUCUGGACCAAGCUGCUCAGCAGUAUGGAAGAGGCAGGUUUCAUUCUACCUCAUCACAGCUUCCAGGAAUAUGGGAGACUGAACGGGCAUCAGAGUCACGUCAGUUCAAAGCUGGACAUGCAUCUCGCAGUAUGAGGGUUGGACGUCCUCACAGAUGCCUGUAAACUUUGUAUGCAAUGCACUAUUUGAACAAUUAGUCUAGACUAUAAUCCACUUCUAGUUAAAUCACUAUAGAGUAGCACUAGGCACAUGCAAAAAUUGUUGAGAGGACUUAAGUUUGAGAAAUAUGUUUGAGAGUUUGAUAAAUGCUUCUUUACCCUUUAUGUUGUAUUAGCAAUGCUAAAACUGUAUUUGAAAUGCGUAUGAUCUGAUUUGCUUGUUUACCUUUAAAAAUUAAAAGACUGAUAUAGCUGUCUG
Messenger RNA from Seriola dumerili (greater amberjack), 5013 nucleotides. It is a transcript of the gene chfr, whose product is annotated as checkpoint with forkhead and ring finger domains. Gene Ontology annotation, molecular function: ubiquitin-protein transferase activity; protein binding. Gene Ontology annotation, cellular component: nucleus. Gene Ontology annotation, biological process: ubiquitin-dependent protein catabolic process; mitotic cell cycle checkpoint signaling; protein ubiquitination. Lineage: Eukaryota; Metazoa; Chordata; Actinopteri; Carangiformes; Carangidae. The transcript has 18 exons. The coding region runs from base 104 to 2008 and encodes 634 amino acids. The record is from RefSeq and is a predicted model, not a curated record.